CAUGGCACCAGCUCCACACGAGUCAACGCUGGCGCUGUCAAUUAAGAAGAGCCUCGCCGCGUCCACGGGCGCAAUGAUCACGUCCUUGUUCGUCACUCCUCUCGAUGUUGCCAAGGUCCGCCUCCAAUCUCAGAGCAAUCCGAAGCAGUAUCGACCGCCGAAGGCCUGGUCGGCAUGCCAUCCGUCGUGUGGAAGCGCGACUCGUGGAGCCGCCAGCAUGUUGGCCAUGGCGCGACCGCAAACGUUGUGUGUGGCUUGUGUGCGCCAACUGAGUAUGCAGUGUGCUGUGCCACGCCGUCAUCUUCAUGGCACCGUCGACGCGCUCCGGUUUGUGUUCCGCACGGAAGGUCUCCGCGGACUCUUUGCUGGCCUUCCCCCGACUCUCAUGCUUGCAGUCCCAUCCACAGUGCUCUACUAUACAUCAUACGACCAUCUCGUCCGCGAAGGAUCGCGUCAGUUUCCCGAACUGACGCCGCUGAUGCCACUCGUCGCAGGAAGUUCCGCCCGCAUUGUGGCGGCCACCGUUGUGUCCCCACUCGAGCUCGUGCGUACUCGGAUGCAAAACGGCGUGGAGAAGAACAUGUGGUCAAUCUUGCGCCGAUCCGUGCGCGAACACGGCCUGCGCUCCCUCACACGCGGCUUGCAGGCAACUCUAGCUCGUGACGUUCCAUUUUCAGCCAUAUACUGGACGUGCUACGAGCAGUUGAAGGGACGCCUGGCCAAUCGCCCGGAGUUUGACCAACGCCCAGUCCAUCUAGCAUUCUGCGCUGGUGCUGCCGCAGGGAUGGUGGCAGCUACGAUCACUACGCCAUUUGACGUUGUCAAGACCUUGCAGCAGGUGGAUGGAAGCAUGCAACUGUCGACGACCCAAGUGCUGCGCCGCCUCGUCACCACCCAAGGUCUCGCAGCUGUAAUGACUGGACUCGCUCCACGCCUCGCCAAAAUCGCGCCGUCCUGCGCCAUCAUGAUCUCGACCUACGAAGUCGGCAAGAUGUACCUGGGCGUGUCGUAGGCCCCGAUUUCUCAAAUAAUUUAUGUGCCAUUUUGGCGCUCGAAAAUCGUUCAGUGGCUUUGAAUUUUCCGUCAAAGGCAUAAUCUUUUUAACAUCUUUUGAGAAAUCAGC
Aphanomyces invadans is the source of this 1123-nucleotide messenger RNA. RefSeq lists its product as hypothetical. NCBI's taxonomy places the organism in Eukaryota, Oomycota, Saprolegniomycetes, Saprolegniales, Verrucalvaceae. Gene Ontology annotation, biological process: mitochondrial transmembrane transport. The transcript has a single exon. The annotation marks the transcript as partial. The record is from RefSeq and is a predicted model, not a curated record.